AUGCGUCGUGCUGCCGUCAAAGCUCUACGGACGAGCUACCAGUGCACCUGCCGGGGCCUACGAGUUAGCCGUAGGGGAUCACCUCUCCCCCUGCUGCAGUCCUCAAAGGCAGCCAGUUCCGGUUCCCCCACAGCUCAUUACAAUCCCCGUCUCGGCACGGCUACCGCAAGAUACCUGUCGUCUACCGGCGCGCGCGACUCUUCAGGUACGCAUCAUCAUUCGAAUGCUCGCCCCGAGCCCCUUCGUUCAUCCAUGUACGUCCGCGGCGCUUUCGUCACCCUGCUUUCAGGGCUUGUCGCCUACGGUGCCUGGUACAACUCCGGCGACAGCAAUAGCGAGUCUCCGAUAGCCUCGACGACUAGCGCAACCACCACCGCUACGGGCGCUGUCCCGACCCGGUCUGUCCUGGUGAUCGGAGCCGACGAGUUACACACGGGUACCUUUGUGGGAGACGGCCCUAUUUCCAAGACCACAAGCGAUAACGAAAGAGUAGUCGAGAUGUUGUCCCCCGAGCAAGCGACCCGGAAGCUACGCCAGUACGAGCAGUCGGUCUACGUUAACCGUGGUCAGGGUGUGGUUCGUUACGAUGUGGCCCAGCUGCCCUCUAACGAUCCGAUCGAGGAUGACCAUGCCGAAAAGAUUGUCGAGGUGCCCAACAAGGCUCCGAGCAGUGAUCCGAGCGAUUGGAUGUUUUGGGGCGUUUUCGAUGGCCAUUCAGGCUGGACCACAUCGGCCAAACUACGCCAGGCACUCAUCAGUUUCGUUGCUCGCGAACUCAACGAGACCUACAAGUCUUCUCCGGAUCUUAUCCCGUCUGCCGCCGCGGUUGAGUCUGCCAUAAAAACCGGAUUUACGCGACUGGAUGACGAGAUUGUGCAUCAGAGCGUACAAAGGGUUCUGAAGUCCAACAACCGGCUCGUUGCUGCCGAACAUCUGGCCCCAGCCUUGUCAGGCUCGUGUGCUCUGCUCUCCUUCUACGACAGCAAGUCCAAGCUUCUCCGGGUUGCUUGCACUGGCGAUUCGCGCGCAGUGUUGGGUCGCAGAUCCGAAUCUGGAAAGUGGACGGCAACUGCCCUAUCAACCGACCAGACGGGUAGUAACCCGGACGAGGCUGCUCGCUUGCGCAAACUGCACCCGGGUGAAGAGCAUGUGGUUCGUCACGGUCGCGUACUUGGCGGCCUUGAGCCGACACGCGCCUUCGGCGAUGCGAGCUACAAAUGGAGCCGCGAACUUUCAGAGAAGCUUCGGGAAAAGUUCUUUGGUAGGUCUGUUUCUCCCCUUCUCAAGACACCCCCAUAUGUCACCGCCGAGCCAGUCGUUACAACGACCAAGAUCGAGCCUGAAAAGGGUGAUUUUGUGGUCAUGGCCACAGACGGCUUGUGGGAGAUGUUGACCAACGAGGAGGUGGUUGGGCUGGUGGGCAAGUGGAUCGAGAGCCAAGCUGGUAGCAGCUCCAAGUCGUCGGGUUUUUUCUCCUUCUUGCAAAAGGGUAGCAAGACAGCCCUGCCUGUCGAAUCCAGCGAGUCGGAGAAGAAUAGCGGCAAUAAGACGCCCAUUCGUCAGAGACAGUGGGGCGCUACCGGUACGGACCCGAUGGAACGGUUUGUGGUUCAGGAUAAGAAUGUUGCUACACAUCUUGUUCGCAACGCCCUCGGUGGGAAGAACCAGGAACAAGUGUCGGCCCUGUUGACGCUCCCUUCGCCCUUUUCGAGGAGAUACCGUGAUGAUUUGACGGUCCAGGUUAUCUUCUUUGGAUACGACGGCCCGAAGACAGGCGAGAUUGUUGUCAACAAGGAGGCGACGGCUGCGGCUCUGGCUGCCGCGGCGGCUGAUGGUAACAAGACGGGGCCUGUGAAGCCUAAGCUGUAGGGCGACGAUGGCAUUUCCGGCUUUGUUGACCUGAUAUUGUUGUCCCUUUGAUUCGAGCCUACCGAGUGGAUUCGGGGCUCUGAGGGGUAGUUCUCGUCGUGGGCUUUGUGAUUAGGUACUUUGGCGCAUGUCGGAUACUGUUUCUAUUUGGGCAAGCAAAAGGAAGAGGGGGUGUUCAGGGCAACAGCGAUCUCAUGAUGUUCAAUAGAUGCAUUAGGCAUGGCUUUUACGGCAGCGAAGCCAUUUGGUAUGAAUUCACAGCACUUUAAUCCCC
Messenger RNA from Neurospora hispaniola, 2143 nucleotides. Its product is annotated as phosphatase 2C-like domain-containing protein. Lineage: Eukaryota; Fungi; Ascomycota; Sordariomycetes; Sordariales; Sordariaceae. Gene Ontology annotation, biological process: protein dephosphorylation. The transcript is spliced from 2 exons. The record is from RefSeq and is a predicted model, not a curated record. Gene Ontology annotation, cellular component: mitochondrion. Gene Ontology annotation, molecular function: [pyruvate dehydrogenase (acetyl-transferring)]-phosphatase activity. Bases 1 to 1869 code for a protein of 622 amino acids.